Messenger RNA from Xyrichtys novacula (pearly razorfish), 5991 nucleotides. NCBI's taxonomy places the organism in Eukaryota, Metazoa, Chordata, Actinopteri, Labriformes, Labridae. The record is from the annotation of a GenBank genome assembly.
GAUAUUUAAAGGCGUAGCCGGUCAUUACACACUGUUUAAAUAGAGAGGUUGGUGUGGAUGAGUUUACUUAUUUCAGUUUCAGAAUCAAAGCGUGAAGCAGGUUAUAUGUUUGACCUUUUGUUGUGUGGAUUUAGAAGUUGAUUGAUUUUCUCCUUUCUUCUGAUCGAAUUCAGGAACUUUAAUUGGAAUCUCAGAGCGACAAUGUCAACAGCUGGGAAGGUAUGCAGUAUGAGUCAUUUGCAGUGUUUACUCUCUGUGACAUGAAUUUAGAUAUGAUACAUGGAAUUUUGAAAGUAUAUGCUUCUGUUGAUUUGACUCUGCCUGGUUUGACAUGUGGUGUGUGUUUUGGCUUGUUUUUGGGGGUGUUUCAUAGCUAAUUACGAGCUAUUUUUGGCUUUCUUGACAACAUUCAUUCUCAUACAGACUUCCCCCCUCCUCCUUACAGGUGAUAAAGUGUAAGGCAGCUGUUGCGUGGGAGCCUGGGAAGCCCCUGUCUAUUGAAGAUGUGGAAGUGUCCCCUCCAAAAGCCAAUGAAGUCAGAAUUAAGGUCAGCUGCAUAUCACAUGUUUGUGUAUCAUAUGUAAAAGAAUAACAGUGACUACAGACUUGUCCAGACUUAGCCCUGCUGCAGACUUCUAUCAUUGACAGUCUGUCAGCUGGGUUUGUUUAAAAGUUACAUAACUCAUGUAAGCUGUAUCAGGAGAAAGAUGCUGGCAGCACAGACGGCCUUACUUCACCUUUCGUAGUAGGAAACAUCAGACUUCCUCUGUUUGUUUCCUUUUUAACAACUCUAUUGAGACGGAGAAAAAACAUGCACAUAAAAGGACUGAAAGAGAUAGUGCACUCAGAACAACAGAGCCAAUAAGCGCGAUAACAAGACAAUAGUGGAGGCAAGAAGAAAAGAAUGAAAUGAGUAGGCAUCUCUUUUAUUUAGUUAUUUGAGGUGGAAUAUUUGUUUCUAUAAAACCCAACUCUUUUCUACAGAUAGUUUACAUUAAUUUUAGACAAUGUUGUGUUUCUCUAUUAUAGUUUAUGGCUGCAAAAGGAAGUGACUUUGAUAUGUAUUUUAACUUAAAGCUCCUGUGAGAGUCACGUUUGGUGACCCGGCGGACAAAGCAGUCUUUGCUUAACCUAUCCUUUUGUUACUGUUGUAUCAAUGUCAAAAUCAUAAAUCUUGUUGCUGGUGGUCUAGUCUGCUUUUGUGUAUUAAAAAAAGCAUCAAUAUGAAUUUAAACCUGUUUCAAAACUGUAAAAAAAAUCCUCACAGGAUUUAAAUGUUAAAUGUUUUAACCAGCAGAAUCUUAGUUUUCUUAUUUGGGGACAAUCUUCAUCCAGACAGUGCAACAUAAUGUUCAAAGGUGUAAGUUAAAGACAAGUAUUACUUGGCCAUAGCCUGUUUUGGAUGAUUGCCAACAUAACUUGCAUAUCAUGUGGGCGUUGCAAAAAACACCUUGUCUUCUACACCCUCAGAAAAAUCUACAUUAUGGUGCUUGUUUAUCUGUAAAUGUGCAUUUUUUUGCUGGGAUUUUUUUUAGAAAAUCUCCUACAGAAAGAUCCUUGUUCCUUGUGAAUAUAAAUAACCAUCUAAAAACCUCCUCAUGUGUCAACACCCUUCCUGUUUGCACAGGUGUUUGCCACGAGUGUGUGCUACACAGACUGGGAGUACCUGUAUGAGAGUGAAAAAGGGAAGAAGUUUCGACCAUUCCCUUUAGUUCUUGGCCAUGAAGCAGCAGGGAUAGUGGAGAGUGUUGGUUCAGGAGUGACCAAGUUCUCACCAGGUACACUUGAAAGAUCAGAGAACAGAGGCUCAUAUUCAGUUUGGAUUAAUGUCUCCUGACUGGAAAGGCUUAUCUGUUUUUUUUUUUUUCCACCACAGGUGAUCAGGUUAUUCCUCUUUUUCUGCCACAGUGUCAGGAGUGUGAUCGAUGUCGGAGCCCAAAAACAAAUCACUGCAGGAAGAACUGGUGAUCUCAUUACUGUUUUAACACAAACACACCCGACUAAUCUUUUUGGCUUCACUGCUUCCUAACUAUGAAUCUUUCUCCUUUUUGUGACUUUUAGGGAACAUAUGCAAGGUGGUGUGAUGGCUGAUGGCACAAGCAGGAUAAGUUGUCAGGGUCAGCAGAUUUACCAGUUCUUAGGUGUGAGUACUUUCUCCCAGUACACGGUGGUUCCUGACACCUCGCUUACAAAGAUAAGGAAUGAUGCACCGCUGGAAAAAGUGUGUCUGCUGGGCUGUGGUGUGUCCACUGGGUAUGGUGCUGCCAUGAAAACAGGAAAGGUAAGAAACAAAAGCAUGGCAGUCCUGCAUUUGUAGCCAAAACAAAUACUACUACUACUACUCAUCAACUCUGACAUGGACAAGUGAUUUUGUGUGCAAAAUCUACCUGUUGGAAAGGUUAGAGGGAUGCCAGUGCAACAAAUUUACAAAGAUCUAUCUUUAAACUUGACCUUUUUAGAUAUUUGAGCUUAUAAAAUAUAAAUUUAAACUCCAAAAGAUAAACUUUGUACCUUGAAUUCACUUUUUCCUGACUUGCUGCCAGAUGAGGUCAGCUGCAUCAUUCAGGAGUGUGGUUUUUCAUUUACCCCACUAGGUGGCAUUGGAGAGCGUUGAGUGACACCUUUGUGUACACGAUAAAGACUGAUAGCUUCCUAUCCCCCAAUAAAGAAUAUAAAAUAAAGUGGUAAUGUUUGUGGAAAAGACUUGAGCUCUUUAGAAAUAAGAACAAUGUGGAUAAAUUAUAUGAAACUUAUUCUAGAAACUCAGCAAACCGACUGCAGUGAAUGGAGCAGAAACAAAGUUAAACUUUUUUAAGUUAAUUUAAUUUGAAUUUGGUUGAAUUUCCUUCAUUCAGAUUCAUUAAGAACUCCUGCCAUGAAUUAUGGAAAUAAAGGCUGUUGUUUCAGCAGCAGUUUUGAACAGUAAAGGCAGAUAUGUACCCAUGUUAAUGCACAUGAUCUUGUUUUCUUUUGAAGGUCAUGUACAGGGGUCAGCAUCAACUUCAGUCUGUGUUAUGACCAGCCAAAAGUCCUCACAUGAGCCAUUUGUAAGAAAUUAGUAAUGUCAAUUACAUAUAUGCUCAAAAAUGGUCUAAAACGGAAACUAUAGACCAGGUAGAAAAGGAAAAAUAAGUAAGUAAACUUUAUUAAAUAACACUUUUAGUGACAGAGAUCACAAAAUGCUCUAAAGAAAAAAGAGAGAAAGCUAUAAUACGGUGGACCACCACAUCCUCAUAGGGCUGUUUGAAGUUGUCUGUUGCCUGAUUCUUUAACCGUUUACGUCCAGGUUGAAAAAGACUCCACAUGUGCUGUGUUUGGACUCGGUGCCGUCGGCCUGGCUGCUGUCAUGGGCUGUAAGGCUGCCGGAGCGAGGAGGAUCAUUGGGAUUGACAUCAACCCUGACAAGUUCGGGAAAGCCAUGACGCUCGGAGCGACUGAGUGUGUGAACCCCGACGAUCACACAAAGCCUAUCCAGGAGGUGGUGGUGGAGCUGACAAACGGAGGGGUGGACUUCGCUUUGGAGUGUGUUGGCUAUCCAAAAGUCAUGGUUUGUGUCUCUGUCUUAAUCCUACAGUAGUCACACUUUAACCAAACAACAGGUCUGUGAUCCAGUAUGUGUGCACAAUCACAUAUGAAGAAAAUGGUUAAAUGACUGUAACUGUCAUUUGUUUGUUGUUAGAGAGAUGCGCUGGAGUCUACCACAGAGGCGUGGGGCCUGUGUGUCAUUGCUGGUUGGACAGAGGCAGAAACAAUGUGUGUCCCUGUUGAAAAGCUCCUGAUGGGACGCACCUUGACGGGGACUUAUUUUGGAGGUGAAGAAAUACUGGGCCUAUAAAUACAUGCAAAAACAGAGAAUGUUGUCUUUCCAAAGUGCAUAAGUAAAAUAAAAAAUUCAGUGUAUUAUAAUUGAUAUGUAAUGUAUAUUAUCCUCUAUCUAAGGUUGGAAAAGUGUGCAGGAUAUUCCUAAACUGGUGGAUGAGUACAUGAAUCUAAAUUUGAAGCUGGAUGAAUUCAUCACACACAAACUCCCUCUGCGUCAAAUCAAUGACGCCUUUGACCUUCUGAAUUCCGGAGCCAGGUAAGACUUUGAUUUAUAUAUGUUUUUAGGUUCUUCUCAUGAUUAAAAUGACAAGAAAUAACUCAGUUUUUUGUAUAAACUGUUGACAGAAUUGCACUCCAAUGAAGCAACAAUGCCGUUAUGUAGAUAAAAAAAGUAUGAUUCUUAGUUUUGAUUUAUUCAUUUAUUUACACAUAAGGAAAUAUUUAAGAAGAAAAUUUUAGUUACAUAAGAAUAUGAGGAAGAAAUGCCUAAAGAAACCACCAGAGACUUCCAAAAUGGGUUUCUCCAAUUAGAAAGUCAAUAGUCAAAGCUGUGAGUAUAAAAAUUAAUACAUAUUUUAUGUUUGUACCAAUAUAAAACAUAUGAACAAGACAAUAAAAAAAAAUUGCCCAUAGUUUGUAACGAGACUAAGUUAUCUACACAUAGCAAAAAACCUCAUGUAAUCCUGAACAAAGAGAUGAACUGUGAACCAUAGUGAGACAUCACAGUUUAUUUUAAAUGAAAAAAGGUAAUUAACUGCACUCGUACGUCUACUUAAAGCUAAAAUAUAAAGACACUUUUAUUUAUGAGUGUUCAUGCUGAUACUUGUGUGAAUUUCUAACCCCUCUUGUGAGAGUGUUGAACAGAAUUAGCAAAGCCUACUCUGUACUAUAUAUAAACAAGUCAGAUCAAGGUAAUUUCUAUAGCUCAUCUAAAAAACAGUUGAACCAAAGUGCUUUACAAGUCUAAAAACAGACCAUCACAGUCAAAUAUGGGUUAAAAGACAAUAAAUAACGCAACAAGAACAGAUUAAAUAGAGACAAUUGGAUUAAAAAAUCAAUAAAUAAGAUACAUAUAAGUCACUUUACCAAACCCAGUUCUCCAAAUUCACCUACCUGUUUUUCUGUCUUAUGUCAAUUCCAUCCUUAAAUAUUGAAUAUCAUAGAUUGUUUUAUAUUUCAUGUCAACAUAGUCUGUUCUGCUGAAUGCUACUAAAUUACACACAACACGUCAAACCAACUUCAAUAUGUUUUACAAAUGUCAUCCUUUUAUGUGAUUAGUUAUUUAUUUUUAUUAAUGUUUCAGGUCUUUAUCAUGUUUCUCCUUUCUUUUACAGCAUCCGGACUGUGAUCAAUCUUUGGUAGAGUGAGGCUACAACGAUAAAAACCCAAGAAGAUUAUGAUUCAACAAUCUUUGUCUUUGUAUCUUACAUUGUUUACAGCUCUGUGUGUGUCAGCUAUUUUUUAGAGAGCUUUGACAUUAUAAACUUGCUUAUACCUGUCUUUGUAGCAGACGAGCCUUCUGGCCACUAGAUGGCAGUCUUAUGUCAUGUAAAAUCACCUAUGCCGGUGUCUUUGGUUGCCAUCAAACUUCGACUAUUAUGAAGUGAUUGUGGCUUUUCUUGGCAAAAGAUUCUGUAUUUAUCAGGUGCAAAUGUUUGGCAUGUUUUUGGUGCAGCAAAACUUGAUCAGAAGAAAGAAACACCUCAAGAGUUUGAUAUGGAUUUUGUAAAAAAUAAAUGCUGGAAGAAUUCCUUGAAUAUAAAUUAUAUGCAGCCUCAAGUAUCAGUCUGGUUGUGGCGUUAUUGUGAAGACGUAUUUGGAACUGAAUACUCUUGUAUAGAAGACAAAGACAGGAAACAAAUGGCUGAAUCUGUCAUCAGCUGCAGAGAAGUAUCUGCUUCAUGUGGUCAGGCUUACCAAAUUUCGUCCUUGGUAAUAUUAUAUAUUGAUUUAAUACGCAGGGAGCCGUCGAAGAGGGCUAACGUGACAGUUGCGGGCUGUCAGGAGAGAAGACAAAAGAUAGUUUGGGGAAUGCUCCUCGGUUAAGAGCUGAAAUAGCUGCUGGAGGAAUUUGUGUUCCUUAAGUUCCAUCAGAUCAAAUGAAAAUGCUCAGUGGUGUCGUCUGCUUUUCCAUCUUUGUUUAAAAUGGAAAAUAAAUUGAGGCUCUUC